AUGGAGACAAAUGGGACAAUGGUUUUAGGGAGAUUUGGACUGCAAGCAGGGAAUCUCAUGAUAAAUCCUCAACUAGAUGGCAUGAAAGGACUCUCUGCCGAGAGUAUAAUUAAUUCAGAGAAAGUGGCUCAGCAAAAAAUAAAUAUAGGGGAGGAUUUAGAAACAGAUCAGGCUGUGGAUGACUUAUUGGCUUCUUGUGGAGAAUCUGAUUGCUGGCUGUCAUACUCCUCUUCGACAAGUGAAAACAAUCGUAAACGUAAAAGAGAUGAUUCUGAAGUUACUCGGCUGUAUUCUACUCCCAGCAAGGGUGUUAACCAUGAGAUGUCAUUAACGAAGCAGUUAAAGGAGGUUGCAGAUGGCAAAACUGGAUUUGAAGAUGAUACAGAGCUGAACAAUGAACUGAUGAAAUUUCAAAUUUUUAAUGAUAUUGAAAGUAUUACAGCAAACAAUUCCAUUUGGCAAUAACUUUUGUGUAUUUUCAUUUAUAUUAUAGCAGAACUUUCAUCUAGAAACAUCAAAAAUCUCAGAGCAAAAUAUUACGUGUAUCCUAGCAUUAAUCCUAUACUGUAAUAAGUAGUCAGUGCAAUAUUUUAUUAUAAAAUUUUCUGAGGAAAACAUUUUUAGGUAAUACAUUUUUGCAAACUAAUGAAACACUAAAAAAAUAAAGAUUUCUGUGGCUUUGGUAGUAUUUAUGUAACUAGGGCAAACUAUAAAUAAUAAUUUGUAUGCAUUUUAACUAUUUAAUUUAAUUAAGCAAUUAAGUAAUUUCACUAUUGGUGACUUUCCAUGAAUUACAUUUUAUCUACUGCAAUUAGAUUAAAAGUGAAAUAUUGCAUUAAAUAUCACAAAUAUUUUCAUUACUCAGUAGGUUCAGUUUAAAAAAAAUUGUACAUGCAGUAAGGGCUUUUGCAUAUUAACAUAUUUAACAUUAUUGUAAUCAAUUUUGUAUGAAAAUACAAUGAAAACAAAAUAUGUAAACAAGUCAAUGAUAUCAUCUUGAUAUUUCAAUUUAUGAUCAGUCCUGAAUUCCCAAUGAAAUAACAAAAAAUAUAUGUGCUGCAGAUUGAUUUGAAUUUAGAUUGGAAUUGACAUAUUUUUUAAAAUUAAUUUGCGAAAACCUACACGCAGAAUUACCUUGGAACUUAUUAAACUUGGGGAAUAUCAUGUAGAUAUUACAUUACUGAGAGUAAUGCUAGAGAAUGAACACUUAUGUUCAAAUUUGCACUUUUUGUUCUUACGUAAGUGUGCAAAUAACGAUUUUUAAAAACAUGAAUGUGACCCACAACUUAUGUGUAUUUAACUUAACACUUUAUUCACAUAAAUAUACAAAACAGUCCCCUUUAUUGUUAGAUUUGCAUGCAGCACUAGAUUCGCAUACAAAAUUGCAGGUGUAGAGGUGAACACAAAUACGUUUGUGAAGUUUCAAUCUCUUCAAACAUUAGGAGAGAAAAAUAUGGAAGAGUUAUUAAUAACGAAAUCCGGAGAUUAGUCAAUAUAUCUGUGAAAGAUGUUGCAACAGAAUUUUCGUGAGUAAUUGGGAAUCAUCUGCAUUUAGCAUUUGUGCUAUGUACAUAUUAGCAAAAAAAUGUAGCUGUACUAAAAUUCAACUAUUAGCAUCACAACCUGCAGGUAUUUAUUAAGGCAAUUAUAAAUUUGAAAUUGCAAUAAGACCAGUUCAUAUGCGAUAUGGAGGUAACACACAAUGCCAUUGGGUGUUGGGAACUUUUGUACGGGAGCGUAACAUUAUCAGCUACUACGAUACGUUGGCAAGUCCAAUGCUUCAUACUGAAAGAAAAAAAAUUGAACAAAGCUGGGCACAAAAACAAUUUAACUUAUGAAACUUAUUUAAAACCGAUUACAGCACCAGCGACGACACAUUAUACUUGACUUAAUAUAUUUAUCACAAUAAAUUCACCAGCAAAAAUAUCUGGUUUCAACCAAGUUUCUGUACAAACAAUAAUACAAGUUAAAUCAUAUGCACACAAAUGGGGAAAGUUUAUUGACUAAAUUCCUAACUUCUGAUAAAGUUAUGUUGUUGAGAAAAGUGUGACUCUAAAUCUUCUCAAGAACGGAUGCAUCUUCAGAAUGUUGCCCACAUAGUAACGUUCCAAUGCUGAUGCUGUGGCUACCUUCAGCAGAUAUCUUAUUUUGCCUAACAGUCCAUAGGAGCCCAGUCUCUAGAAAUGUUGAGUUCUCUAUGGCCUGACAAAUGCUCAGAUCCAAUGAAAUCCAAAAGGUUUGAAUACAUUAUUUGGCAUCAUACAUACUCACGAAAACUUUGAAAGGCCUAGCACCUAGAUUACCACUGUUUCACAAUUGUAUAACACAUUUAAUUUUGGAAUUAGCCAACUUCAAAUAAACUCGUUAUUUAUCAUCAAUAGCCUAAUUGGCUCAAGAGUUCAAACUUUCCUGCCUUGCGAAAAUAACAUUACUUUAAUGUUAGUAAAUCCUUCACCACUACCACUUUCAAGAUGAGGUUUUAUUUCACAUUCCACAGCCAAGCACCCUUCAAUAUUAUCAGUUCACUCUCUUAAAUCGUACUCAGCUAUAACUUCUGUCAUUCAUAGCAGUCUAACUUUUUUAAUAGCUCCCAAGUAUGCCCAGAAGAUAACCUCUAGACUUGGCACAUUCUCCUGUGCAAAUAACUACCACGGGAAAAAAGCAUUUAACUCUUGCAGAGAAACUUAUUGCAUUUAUUGCCAGCAUAGAAACAUUGUGAAGUGAAAAAUAUAUCUUAAAAGAAGAAAAAAUAAUUUAAAUUCAUACAAAUUUUAAACAAUGUUUAACUUUGAUGGUAUAUACUGGAAAAAACUUCCAGAAUUAAUAUAAACUCCUCUAAUCGCAACUAUUAAAAAGGAUUAUUUGAAUUUAUUCCCAUGAAACCAGCUGUGAAAAUCCAAAUUUUGUUAAACACUCAAAAAGAAAAUUUAAAUUAAAAUCUUAAUUAAAAUUGAAAUAAAACAAUUUAUCCUGCCUAGACUUAGAUAAAUUAACAAUUAAAUAUUGCAAAAUGGUUCAUGCAUUAGGGGUAGUGAAAGUCCCUAUAGACCAGAACAAGGAAAAUUGUUUAUUACACAAUACAACAUACAUACACUUUAAAAAAAAAAUGCAUUAACACGUUUGCAAUAUAUUCAAUUCUUCACUACAAAAGUUUCAUCACAAACAUCCACCACGUAGACGCAAAACAAGAUGAAGUGUUGAUUCUUUCUGAAUGUUAUAGUCUGACAAGGUACGUCCAUCUUCCAACUGUUUACCAGCAAAAAUCAAACGCUGUUGAUCUGGAGGAAUGCCUUCUU
Gryllus bimaculatus (two-spotted cricket) is the source of this 3296-nucleotide messenger RNA. The record is from the annotation of a GenBank genome assembly. Lineage: Eukaryota; Metazoa; Arthropoda; Insecta; Orthoptera; Gryllidae.